Molecule: messenger RNA, 2138 nt
Organism: Mus pahari (shrew mouse)
Lineage: Eukaryota; Metazoa; Chordata; Mammalia; Rodentia; Muridae
Gene: Slc29a1
Product: solute carrier family 29 member 1 (Augustine blood group)
Exons: 14
Coding region: 271-1647 (458 amino acids)
Biological process (GO): nucleoside transmembrane transport; uridine transmembrane transport
Cellular component (GO): plasma membrane
Molecular function (GO): nucleoside transmembrane transporter activity
Source: RefSeq, a predicted model, not a curated record
UCGCACGGGCCCGGGGCGGGCCCAGCAGAGGGCGGGUUUGAAAGCGCUCGGGCGGGCGCGGGAAGCGCUGGCCAAGCGCGCAGAUUUCGUCGCCGGAGGUGUCCUUCUCCAGCAGGACCCAAACUUCUGCCUGAGCCUGAGCCAGGACCCCCUCCUGGGGAACGCCCAGGUACCUUUGGCUCUCACCGUCCUGCCAACAUCGAGUCUACAAAUUUGCAAGAGCCAGAGGGAGGGAGCUGCCAGCCAGGCACGGCCGAGAACACUGGAGCCAUGACAACCAGUCACCAGCCUCAGGACAGGUAUAAGGCAGUAUGGCUUAUCUUCUUCGUGCUGGGCCUGGGGACACUGCUCCCCUGGAAUUUUUUUAUGACAGCAACCAAGUAUUUCACAAGCCGCCUGGACGUGUCCCAGAAUGUGUCCUCGGACACUGACCAAUCAUGCGAAAGCACCAAGGCCUUGGCUGACCCCACAGUGUCCUUGCCAGGCCGGAGUUCUCUCAGUGCCAUCUUCAACAAUGUCAUGACCCUGUGUGCCAUGCUGCCCUUGCUGGUCUUCACCUGCCUCAACUCGUUUCUGCAUCAGCGGGUCUCUCAGUCUGUUCGGAUCUUGGGCAGCCUGGUGGCGAUCCUGCUGGUGUUCCUCGUCACUGCCACCCUGGUGAAGGUGGAGAUGGAUGCUCUGUCCUUCUUCGUCAUCACCAUGAUCAAGAUUGUGCUCAUUAAUUCAUUUGGUGCCAUUUUGCAAGCCAGCCUUUUCGGUCUGGCAGGCGUCCUGCCAGCCAACUACACAGCCCCCAUCAUGAGUGGCCAGGGCCUGGCUGGCUUCUUCACCUCUGUCGCCAUGAUCUGUGCCAUUGCCAGUGGUUCUGAGCUGUCUGAAAGCGCCUUCGGCUACUUCAUCACAGCCUGUGCGGUUGUCCUUCUGGCCAUCCUGUGCUACCUGGCUCUGCCUCGGACGGAAUUCUAUCGCCAUUACCUGCAGCUCAACCUUGCGGGGCCUGCAGAGCAGGAGACCAAGUUGGAUCUCAUAAGAGAGGAGCCAAAAGGAAGAAGAGAGGAAUCUGGGGUGCCAGGCCCCAACUCUCCACCCACCGACAGAAACCAGUCUAUCAAAGCCAUACUUAAGAGUAUCUGUGUCCCGGCUCUGUCUGUCUGCUUCAUCUUCACGGUGACCAUUGGGUUGUUCCCUGCUGUGACCGCUGAGGUGGAGUCCAGCAUCGCAGGCACUAGUUCCUGGAAAAGCUACUUCAUUCCCGUGGCCUGUUUCUUGAAUUUCAAUGUCUUUGACUGGCUAGGCCGGAGCCUCACUGCUGUCUGCAUGUGGCCUGGCCAGGAUAGCCGCUGGCUGCCGGUUUUGGUCGCCUCGAGGAUUGUGUUUAUCCCCCUGCUGAUGCUCUGCAACGUGAAAGCGCGCCACUGCGGUGCGCAGCGGCACCACUUCGUCUUUAAGCAUGACGCCUGGUUCAUCGCCUUCAUGGCUGCCUUUGCCUUCUCCAACGGUUACCUCGCCAGCCUCUGCAUGUGCUUCGGGCCCAAGAAAGUCAAGCCUGCCGAGGCGGAGACAGCAGGAAACAUCAUGUCCUUCUUCCUGUGUUUGGGCCUGGCUCUGGGAGCUGUGUUGUCCUUCUUGUUAAGGGCACUUGUGUGACCCUGUGGGGACAGAAGAACUACACUGCCUGCUUCCUGCUCACUUCCUUCCCUGCCAGGGGCGCGCAGGGGUCGAGAGGGCUGCUCUUCUGACUGACUUCUGCUUUCCUCUGGACCCUGCUGCGCCCAGCUGUCCAGGAACCAGGGAUGGCCUGCGGGUGGACUUAGGAUUCGGGGUCAGAAUGGCAAGGGAUCAAUGGUCUCUGACCGACAGCUUUGACUCAUGCCCGCUUACCCAGGCACGAGAGACUCCAGGACCAAGAGAGAUCUGUCCGGCUGCCUGUCACAGGAUGGCCUAUCACAGGAUGGGGCGGAGACGGAUGGCUGACUGGUGUCGUGUGACCUGAUGUCCCUCCCCUCGCCCUUCUUCCUUCUGUGCCUGUUCCAUGUCCCCAGCCCUGGCCAUUUUACUGCCUUUUUUUAUACUGACAGAAACCAGGUGCCUUCAGAGGCCAACUGAUUAAAUAAACAUUUUUUUUUUUUCUCUCCAUA